AUGAAUAAUUCCGUAUUUGGAAAAACAAUAGAAAACAUGAGAAAAAGACAAAAUAUAAUACUUGCUGAUAAUCGCCACAAAGCUGUAAAACUAACAAGUCGUCCAAACUUUAACCGCUCAACAAUAUUUGAUAAAAAUCUUAUUGCAGUUCAUAUGAAGAAAACUGAAGUUUAUUUCAACAAACCAGUAUAUGUUGGACAAGCAAUACUUGAUCUGUCAAAAACAUUAAUGUUUAAUUUUCAUUGUAAUUACAUCCCAAAGAAAUACAACGAUGCAGCAGAGUUAAUGUUUACAGAUACUGACUCACUUUUGUAUCUUAUCCAUACGGAUGAUUUUUAUCGUGAUAUAUUUUAUGACAUAGAAACUAAGUUUGACACAUCUGAUUAUCCCCCUAAUCACCCAUCUGGUAUAAAAACAGGAGUUAACAAAAAAGUAAUAGGAAUGUUUAAAGAUGAAGUAGCUGGUCGCCAGAUUACUCAUUUUGUUGGUCUUCGUCCAAAGCUUUAUAGUUUUAAGGUUGAGGACCCGACUACAGGAGGGGUGGGUGGAAUAACCAAAAAGUCGGACGAAGUUCGCAAGUGUAAAGGCGUUAAGAAAAAUGUUGUUAAACGCGAAAUCUCAUUUGAGGACUACACCCAGUGUUUGUUUUCUGGUGAGAAGCAGAUGAAGUCGAUGAAAAUUAUAAGAAGUGAAAAUCAGGACCUCUACUCAAAGAAAGUAAAUAAAAUAGCUUUGAGUAAUGAUGACGAUAAAAGAGAGGUCUUAAAGGAUUGUGUUCAUACGUUGGCCUUACGGUAAACUGCUUUAAGAUAGUAGAAUAUUAAUAAUAGAUGAGCUAUACAGAAGAGCAAAUAGAAAAAUAUCUAGAAAUAUUAAAUAAUUACAAUAACGCCUCUACCAACCAAGCAGUAGAGGAGGAUAGAAAAAUUAAAUGUUGGAAUUGUCAAAGUGACGGAAGGGACUGUUUCUUUGUUAAUUCAGGUUAUAGCAUCUGUGACUCCUGUGGUGUGAGUAACGGCCAUGUUUUGGGGUAUUAUGACCAGAAAGAUUAUGAUCGAUUACAUUUUCGAAAGAAGAGUAUUUAUCAGAGAAAGUAUCACUAUGAAAAAAAGGUUGAUCAAGUUUCUAAAAGAUUACACUUAACUGAGGAACAAAAGUGCGGCCUGUACAAUAAACUAAUGACGAUAGACAACCGCGUAAUGGAAAUACUAAACAAACAAUUUUGUCGAAAGGGAAUGAUAAGUAUUUUUUAUCUGAUCAAAAAAAUUUUGGAAGAAAUGGGAGGUGAAUCGAGCAAAGCGAGCAAACUAGUUUAUCUUAAAAUUUCUCCCCAAACUCUGGCGAAUUAUGAAAAGUGGUGGAAAUGUUUUAAAUCUCUAAACAAUGCGGCGUAG
Molecule: messenger RNA, 1394 nt
Organism: Porites lobata
Lineage: Eukaryota; Metazoa; Cnidaria; Anthozoa; Scleractinia; Poritidae
Source: the annotation of a GenBank genome assembly